GAGGAGCGGAUUAUCGCCCGCCCCUGCUCCAAUCCCAUUGGUCACCAUGCCGACGAGGCGGGUGGCGAUUGGCUCCCGGUCACGCCCAUCAGCUGCGGGGGCGCGGCGGUCAGUGAUGGCGGGCGGGCGGCGGGCGGUGACGGCGGCGCUGCUGGCGCUGGGCUCGGUGGUGCUGGCGCUGGCGGCCGCCGUCCUGCUCCGCGCCUUCGUCCUGCGAGCCCCGGCCGGGGUGCCGCGGCUCUGGGCACGGAGCGCCGGCACCGCCGCCUUCAGCGCCGGCGAGCGGCGGGAGCUCAAGGAGGCGCUGCGAGGGGCCAUUAAAAUCCCAACUGUGUCCAGGUCUCCAGAGGAUUUGAAUACAACUGCCAUGGCAGAAUUUGGGACUUACAUUCAGAAAGUCUUCCCGGCUGUAUUUUCAUCAAAGUUCAUCCAACAUGAAAUUGUUGGCAAAUACAGCCACCUGUUUAGAGUUCAGGGCUCUGCCCCUGGCCUGCUGCCCUAUAUGCUGCUGGCACACAUGGAUGUGGUGCCUGCUCCCCCCGAGGGCUGGCAUUUCCCUCCCUUCUCAGCCGCAGAGCACGAAGGUUUCAUCUACGGACGAGGAACGCUGGAUAACAAAAACUCUGCCAUUGGCAUUCUGCAAGCUCUGGAAUUCCUGCUGAGGAGGAAUUACAGACCCCGCCGCUCCUUCUAUGUUGGCAUUGGCCACGAUGAGGAGGUGUCUGGGCUGAAGGGAGCAAAGAAAAUGGCAGCUCUGCUGGAAGCCCGAGGAGUGAAGCUCUCCUUCCUGCUGGACGAGGGGAGCGCCGUGCUGGAUGGCAUCAUUGCAGGGGUGAAGAAGCCGGUGGCUAUGAUUGCUGUCACAGAAAAAGGUUCAAUGACACUGAACUUCACUGUGGAAAAAGAGCCAGGGCAUUCAUCCUUUCCUCCUAAGGAGACAAGUAUUGGCAUUCUGGCAGCAGCCAUGUCCAGGCUGGAGCAGAAUCCCUUGCGCAACCUGUUUGGCUACGGCCCGGAGCUCAUGACCAUGGAGCACCUCGCAGCAGAGUUCAAGUUUCCUCUCAACAUCAUCAUGAGCAAUUUGUGGCUGUUCUCACCUAUUGUCAGCAGAGUCCUUGCCUGGAAACCUUCCACCAACGCCUUGAUCCGAACGACCACCGCAGUCACGCUGUUUAAUGCAGGAAUCAAGGUGAAUGUCAUCCCCUCCUCUGCAAGAGCCACGGUGAACUUCAGGAUCCACUCAGCUGAGACAGCUGCUGAGGUGCUGGAGGCAGUCAGGAGCACCAUUGCUGAUGACAGAGUGAAGAUUGAUGUGGUGGAGGCCUUUGACCCCCUGCCCAUCAGUCCUUGGGAUGAGCAGACAUUUGCAGUCCAUAUUUUUCAAAGAACCAUCCUGGACACUUUCCCAGAUGUGGACAGUGUAGUCCCAGGCACGUGCAUUGGAAACACGGACAGCAGGCACUUCACCAACGUCACCAAGGCCAUUUACAGGUUCAACCCUCUGCUCCUGAAGCAGGAUGAUCUCCCCAGGAUCCAUGGGUUGAAUGAGAGAAUCUCCAUUGAGAAUUACGAGAAACAGGUGGAGUUCCUCUUUCAGCUGAUCCAGAACUGUGACAUUGAGGCACUUCCAGAGCCCCACGCCAACUCCCACGAGCUCUGAGGGACUUCUGGGAAGAGCAGCUGCAGGUGGACUCUGGGACAGGGGGCUGAAGAUGCAGUUGUGUCUUGUGUAUUGAGCUACAGCUGGAAUUUGGGGUUUUUUAUAUUGUGGUUUACAUACAGAUGGGAAAAGUGCUGGUUGUGUGAUAGGAACCUGGCCAAACCCAACGAAUAACCCUGAUUUCUGCUCUCCGUGGGCUGAUGUGCAGCCAUUAAUCUGACACUAAUUUUUUUCAGCACUUUAAACCUCUGAAAUUGGUAAUCACUAAAAAUCUAAGCUGUAAUCAGCACGCACGCACUCACCACUAGAAGGUGCCUCAUCCUGUGUGCUUCUGACAAACUCCUUUUUUUGUGGUGGAUGGAUCUUUCUCAGGUGAGCACUCUGCCAGAAGCUCACGGGCAGGGUUUGUGGUGUGGUGAAAGGGUUCCUGUCACCAGUACAGCCACACUGAGAGGUUCUUGCACUGCUGCUGGGCACUGCUGCUUCCCAGGGGAUUCUCCCAGGGGACUCUCCCGGGACUCUCCCAGGGGACUCUCCCAGGGGAUUCUCCCAGGCUGCUUCCCAGGGGAUUCUCCCGGGGGAUUCUCCCAGGGGAUUCUCCCAGGCUCCUUCCCAGGGGACUCUCCCAGGGGAUUCUCCCAGGCUGCUCCCAGGGGCUGGUCCAUGGUACUCUGAGCCAGGCUCGGUGUUCACUCCCGUGGCUGCACUGAUUCCCGACUCUGUUUUCAGGUACUCCAGAACUUCUGUGUUGUUGUAACUGAGGAGGUGCUGAAAACUUUCCUUCCCAUCAUUUUAGUGAUGAUUUUUUGCCCUCCCUGACUCCUGUUGUGGCUCGGGGUGUGUUUUCAGCUGGGUGUCAGAACCAGGGAUUGCAGCUUUAAAUGAGGAAUUAAAUCCCUGUUGUCUGCUCAUCUCUUUUCUCACUGAAUCACUUUGUGCUUCCCCUUUGCUCUUCUGAGAACCUGAUUGUGAAAGAUGUGAAGCCCUUCAGUUUUCCCAGUUCAGAGGGCUCCGAGGUUUGUUCCUUCACUGCCAGUCAAGCAAUUCCCACUUUCCUGCUCAGUUUUUUGGGAAUCCUGGGGAAGGCAGGCCAUGGAUGUGGACUCUGCUUCAUCUUGCACUUCUUGCCUCCCUGUGACAGCACUAAAGGGAUCAGCAUUCUUUUGGCCUUGGCAGUUGGGGUUACCAGUAUUAAUUAGACAAAUAAUUUAUUGAAUCAUUUAUUUAAUCAUUAAUUUAUUAAUGGAAUUAAUUCUAUCAAUAAAUAGUUAACAAAGUGAUGUUAGCCAAAGAAAAGCCUGAAAGCUGCUGUGUGACAGUGGCGGUGUCUGUGCUGCAGGGACCAGUGCAGCACCUCCUGCUGCACACAUGUGCCUGUUUUUCAGAGCUUGAAUUAUGCACUGGAAUGGGUGGAUGUUCUGCUCUAAAUUCAUACUGUGAAAUGUGCUGGAAUGUACAGGAAAUACCCUGAAACGUGUCCUGAAAAACACUGAUGGAACUGUGAUCCCGAUUUUUUCCGUUCACCGUUCUCUUAUUUAUUUGUGGUCUGAUCUUAUCACCGUGGCCAGAGGGCUCCAACUGUAUCACUGAAUAAUUGAAACAAAACUGACAGUUUCAUCUAAUAAAACGAGGAAUGUGAA
Motacilla alba alba is the source of this 3300-nucleotide messenger RNA. It is a transcript of the gene PM20D1, whose product is annotated as peptidase M20 domain containing 1. Lineage: Eukaryota; Metazoa; Chordata; Aves; Passeriformes; Motacillidae. The transcript has 13 exons. The record is from RefSeq and is a predicted model, not a curated record. The coding region runs from base 47 to 1660 and encodes 537 amino acids. Gene Ontology annotation, molecular function: metallocarboxypeptidase activity; hydrolase activity, acting on carbon-nitrogen (but not peptide) bonds, in linear amides. Gene Ontology annotation, biological process: amino acid metabolic process.